AUGAUGUUACGCUACUCGAACUGCAGGUGUUUGUUGCAUAGAUGCAAGUUUUCUGUGGGGGCUGUGCUGCCGAGUCAUCAAGAUUCUACUUCAGCGGUUUAUUCUGGCUCAUCUUUAUCAGUAAAUCUCGACGUAGAAAUUUUCCAUCGACAAGCAAUGAAAUGGUGUGGAUACGUAUUUCGCGAUAAACGGGAUCAAAUAUGUUGGAAUGCAUUCAGUUCUUUCAAUGAAUCAUUCGAAUUUUUGGAUUCCAAUCCAACCGGUGCAAGUAAUGAGAAGGAUGGAUUUAGUGAAAAUGUGAUCGGAAUUUUGGAAUCUUUCUUUGAAUCAUGCGGAUGGCAUAAUAUUGAUGGCGUGUUGGAUGAUUUGCCUGCUCAAACUAAUGAAAUGUUGAUGUCGAGUUUCCCAACCGAUCACAGCACAUCGGUUACUGCAUUUAAUGAUGCACAACCACGUGAUAGAGUGUUGAGCAGUAAAUCAAGAACAGAUUUACGAAAGCCGCAAUGGCGGACAUUUUACACUCGAUUGCGAUUAGCGCGUCCCUGUGUUGCAACAAAAAAAGCUGUUAAGAAUCGAGGAGCGUUACUACAUAAAAGUGAAUGUGAUAUGGUGAGAUCGAUAACUGAUCAUCAUUGUGUGCAGCCUAUUUCGAGCAAGUUGCGGCCUAUAAUAAAUUUUCAGUUACGGACUCUAAAAACAACUCCAUGUUUUACUACUAUUCAUGAUGGGGCAAUGUCGGCCACUACUUUGUCUUGUCAGGAAAAAGCUCAAAAACCAUCCAGGAAUGAAAGCGAUGAAUUAGUAACUUCAAAAACCAGAAUUGCAUCAGUAGAACAGCUGAAACAACUUACUUUGGAAAAGAAUGUUGCUGGAUUGAGACGGAUUUUGAAUAAGGAACUUUGGCCAUCUCAUCGUCGUUUGAAAACAUUUAUUGCCGAGCUUUUUGAAGUCUUUAUCGUGUAUGGAAAAGAUGUGAAAGAAGCUUUAUGGCUUAUGGACAGCUUUGCAUCAGCAAACAAUCGUGUUGCAUUGCCGAAUUCAAUUGUUUUGCAACUGAUCACACGAAUUCUAGCCGAGGAAGGAAUAAAAGCUGCUAUCGACUCCGCUAUUCAAUGUCGAAAUCUAUUACUUAUUAAGUCACCCGCAGAUGGUUUAUUUUUCAAUCGUUCCGUAGCUGCUGCUGAGGAUCUCUUUACUGAAGCUUUCAAAAAAAAUAAUGUACCAGGAAUUCAAGAUUUGUGCGACAUAUUGAUUAACUUAGGCUUUCUUCGCAGUCCUUCAACUUAUUUGCGUGCUGUUGUUAAAUCCUAUUUGCAGAGUGGUAGUUUUGAUACAGCUUUCAACGUAUGGUAUAAAAAUGCUCAGAAAUAUCGUAUUGGUGCGGGUAGUGAUCUUCUUAUACGGCAUACUAUUCUGGAAAAAAAUCUGAAUGAUGUAUUUCGAAAGAAAAGACUUCGAAAUAUUUUGGAGAAACUCGAUGAAUUUGGCGCAUUUUAUGAUGGUCUCGCUGAACUUGUUAUGGAGCUGUUAAAGGCAGAUAUGAUUUGCGAGGCGGAGCUGAUAUUCAAAAGGUUGAAAAUAUCUGGAUAUCAUUUCAAAGAACCGCUCUUCCGUAUGCAAAAUGAUCUGGACAACUUACCUCAUGUUGAACAUUUUGCGACUGUUUUGCUGACUUCUUUACUAAAAGAAAACAGUUCUCGAAACACUCGAAAAUAUUCGCAACAAAAAUUUUCAUCGGAAGAGUUAAUGAAGGAUUUUCAAAAGUCAAAUCACAAAAGUUAUAUCAUAUCACUAUUAUCAACUUGGCAGCCGCGUUACAACCGAAGACAGAAAGUAGAAAUGAAGAAGUUCAAGGCUAAUGUCAAGCAACUUCGAGAACUCAUACAUGUGACCCAAAAUAUUUGGUUUGAGAUAGCAAGUGGUGCUGACAACAUGGAAUCAUUAGAACGUUUAUGGAUUUGGGUUAAAGAAUAUAGCGGUAGCGAAUCCGACAGUGUGAGAAAGAGGCUGGAAGAUUUCUUUAACAAAAGCGAUUUCGAUACCGAAUAA
Cercopithifilaria johnstoni is the source of this 2049-nucleotide messenger RNA. The record is from the annotation of a GenBank genome assembly. Lineage: Eukaryota; Metazoa; Nematoda; Chromadorea; Rhabditida; Onchocercidae.